AAAAUGGAAUAUUUUCUAAAGGUUCACCUCUCUCCUAAUCACAGUCACACAUAGGCCUUAAUGAUGCUCAUAAUCAUUGCUUCUUUCAAUGAUUAAAAUCUCUUUUGAUUCCAAGCUUUACACAUCAUCCAUGAUCACUCACUCACUUCUCCUGUUUAUAAAUCCACGUUCAAGAACUUGCAUAUUCAGAAACCCAAAACUCAAAUACUAAGACAAAGAAAAAGGAAGCAAACAUGGUAAGAAGAAACGCAGUUCAUGCCACUUCAAGUCUUCCGUCUAGGCUUUGGUGGCCGCAGCAACGGAGGAAAGGAAAAAGAGCCGUCGUGCGAUUAGGAAACCGCCGACGAGGGUUCUUGGUGGGACAACCGCGGAUGGUGGUGCAGAGAUGGAGGAUGAACAUCGGAAAACCGAUGAAAAUGAUGAGAAAUAUCAUUUUGGGAAUGAUCUCAAAUGGUGGAAAUGUUAAGUUCUUAGAUGCUUAUCUUUGGUCUUUGCCGAUUUUACGUCCUCAGUUAUUUCCACUAUGCUGAUCAUUUGUUAUGCCAAAUUCUAACUGUAAAACUGUAAUUUUUUUUCUUGUUUUUCUCUUUCACCCCACCUUUUGUAUUAAUCUAAAUAAUUGUCUUUAUAAUAAAGUUUUUUCUUAGCCAAAUAUGUGAAUAU
This is a messenger RNA of Raphanus sativus (radish), 663 nucleotides long. RefSeq lists its product as uncharacterized. NCBI's taxonomy places the organism in Eukaryota, Viridiplantae, Streptophyta, Magnoliopsida, Brassicales, Brassicaceae. The record is from RefSeq and is a predicted model, not a curated record. Bases 234 to 530 code for a protein of 98 amino acids. The transcript has a single exon.